Messenger RNA from Diachasmimorpha longicaudata, 516 nucleotides. RefSeq names its product pleiotropic regulator 1-like. Lineage: Eukaryota; Metazoa; Arthropoda; Insecta; Hymenoptera; Braconidae. The transcript has a single exon. Gene Ontology annotation, cellular component: Prp19 complex; precatalytic spliceosome; catalytic step 2 spliceosome. Gene Ontology annotation, molecular function: protein binding. The coding region runs from base 1 to 516 and encodes 171 amino acids. Gene Ontology annotation, biological process: mRNA splicing, via spliceosome. The record is from RefSeq and is a predicted model, not a curated record.
AUGGCCGAACCGAAAUGUCACGCUCCCUGGAAGUUGUACCGAGUCAUCAGUGGACAUCAGGGAUGGGUUGGCUGUUGUGCGGUGGAACCUGGCAAUGAGUGGUUUGCCACAGGGUCUGGGGAUGGAGUCAUAAAAAUCUGGGAUCUUGCUAGUGGCAUUCUGAAAGUCUCCCUGACUGGACACAUCAGUAGUGUCAGAGGUUUAGCAGUCUCUCAUAGGCAUCCGUACUUAUUUUCAUGUGGCGAAGAUGGACAAGUGAAAUGCUGGGAUUUGGAAUACAACAAAGUAAUUCGUCAUUAUCAUGGACAUCUAUCAGCCGUCUACUCCAUGGCACUUCACCCAACAAUCGACGUCCUGGUGACAGCUGGUCGAGACUCCACAGGACGAGUCUGGGACAUACGAACAAAGGCAAAUAUUCACACUCUGGUGGGACACACAAAUACCGUCGCAAGUGUUAUCUGUCAGGCAUCCGAGCCCCAGAUAAUCACAGGAAGUCAAAUACUCCAUCCUCAUUAA